AUGAUUCAUCCACAAGCAGAAUUGUGUCAAUUCUGUAAAUUUGACGUGGAUUUCACCCGUCGCCUCUCCCUCUUAUCCCGUCGCACCUCCCUCCUACCCCGCCGUCGCCAUUCCCUCCCAUCCCGCCGCCACCUCACACCCCGUCGUCGCCUCUCACUCCCACCUCCCCGUCGCAUCUCCUUCCCUCCCCGCUGUCGCCUCUCCUUCCCUCCCCGCCGUCGCCUCUCCUUCCCUCCCCGCCGUCGCCUCUCCUUCCCUCCCCGCCGUCGCCUCUCCUUCCCUCCCCGUCGUCGCCUCUCCAUCCCUCACCGCCGUUCCCUCCCCGCCGUCGCCUCUGCUUCCCUCCCCGCCGUCGCCUCUGCUUCCCUCCCCGCCGUCGCCUCUGCUUCCCUCCCCGCCGUCGCCUCUGCUUCCCUCCCCGCCGUCGCCUCUGCUUCCCUCCCCGCCGUCGCCUCUGCUUCCCUCCCCGCCGUCGCCUCUGCUUCCCUCCCCGCCGUCGCCUCUCCUUCCCUCCCCGCCGUCGCCUCUCCUUCCCUCCCCGCCGUCGCCUCUCCAUCCCUCACCGCCGUCGCCUCUCCUUCCCUCCCCGCCGUCGCCUCUCCUUCCCUCCCCGCCGUCGCCUCUCCUUCCCUCCCCGCCGUCGCCUCUGCUUCCCUCCCCGCCGUCGCCUCUCCUUCCCUCCCCGCCGUCGCCUCUCCUUCCCUCCCCGCCGUCGCCUCUCCUUCCCUCCCCGCCAUAGCCUCUCCUUCCCUCCCCGCCGUCGCCUCCAGCGACAAGUACACGAGCGCAAGCGCGAGUUGGGCGUGUGAGCUGAGAAGGGAGAUGAGGGAGGGAGUGGGAGGGAGAUGA
Molecule: messenger RNA, 849 nt
Organism: Closterium sp. Naga37s-1
Lineage: Eukaryota; Viridiplantae; Streptophyta; Zygnematophyceae; Desmidiales; Closteriaceae
Source: the annotation of a GenBank genome assembly